AGAAGAAGAAGGAGACGGCGUCGUUUCCGUGUUUUGUUGUGUAGUCCCUGACAACAGCAGCCGUUAGCUCCGGGGACAAAACACGGGAACAUGUCGGCUACCGAGGACGACACGGAGCUCCGGGACCUGCUCAUCCAGAACCUGGAGAACAACGGAGUCCUCAACAAGCUCAAGGCGGAGAUGAGGGCGGCCGUCUUCCUGGCCAUGGAGGAGCAGGACAAACUGGAGAAUAAAACUCCUCUGAUCAAUGAAAACCUGAAGAAGUGUCUCAACACCAAAGACGGUCGCCUUGUGGCCAGUCUGAUCAUGGACUUCCUGCAGGUCUUUAACCUGGACUUCACCUUGGCUGUGUUCCAGCCGGAGAUCAACUCGCUGCACGGUCUGGAAGGCCGGGACCUGGUCUGCAGAGAGCUGGGUCUGUCGGAGUCCGAGCUGAACAGGAAGUCCCCUCUGCUGCUGGAGCUGGUCAGGAGAGGACGCCACAAAGACGAGCCGAGCGUCUGCACUCAGGAACCGUCUCAGAGACAGAUCACACACGCCCGCAAGAAAUAUGACUUUUAUGACAAGGAGCACAGCGGCUCGGUUUCAAAGGAAGACGUGAAGAGCGUCUUCAUGGAUCUGUUCCCCAGACUGAACAAGAACAUGUUGGAGAGGUUCAUCAGUGACGAGCUCAGAGCUGCUGACAAAACCUUCUCUAAAGCUGUAGACCUGCAGCUCUUUCUGGGGAUGUACAGACGUCUCUUCUCUCAGUGCAGAAGUGUGGUGGUUCAGGACUCUGAUGUCACCCCCCCCCCUGAGGAGAAGAUCAGCUCUCCACCUGUCAGUAAGAUCCCCAGGUAUAAAGGCCAGAAACACAGAGGACAGAGUCAGACAGCAGCCAAGGACUCGGACUGUGUGACGUCUCUGGGUAGAGGAGACUUCCAGCAGCAGGACAGCAGGACCUCCACCCUCGCUGUGAGGAGGGAGCGUCUGGACCUGGACCUGGAGGUGGAAGACGACCUGGACGACGGAGACUCGUUCUUCGACGACCCGCUGCCCAAACCUCAGAAGACCUACGGCUGUCUGUCUGUCCUGGCUGGUGACUCAGAGGGCGAGCGAGACGAUCCUCUGUCUGAACACAGUCAGAGCUCUGAGCUCAGGAAGGUGGAGGCGUCUGGGGCCAGAGAGGGUCCUGCAGGGUCCCCGUCUGAGGCUCCGAGACCAGGAGGGGGAGGGGGGAGCAGCACGUCGGAGCCGAGCCGCAGCAGGAGCGGAGCGUCAGAGUCCAGAGACAGGGGCUCCAGAGACUCCAGGCCCCCCCCCCACAAAACUGGAUCCCUGCAUCUAGACGACGUGGAAUAUGACGACGACUUCAACAGUCAUCGUUCAGAUUUCUCCAGGAGCGAGUUGAGCAUCGGAGAGGAGAUCGAGGAGGUCUCCAUCGAGGGACCUGACACCAGCGACAAGGACACCACCCAGGACCUGAGUGUGUCCCAGCUCAGUCAGAGUCACGAAGCCGACUACAUGGAGGAGGUGGCCUGACGCUCCCAUCAUGCAACUCUCUGGGCUUUCCCAUCAUGCACCUCUUUGUAUCAUCCAUGUCUAAGUGUUUCACUGAGAGAAUAAAUGUUUUGAACCGAAA
Molecule: messenger RNA, 1621 nt
Organism: Seriola aureovittata
Lineage: Eukaryota; Metazoa; Chordata; Actinopteri; Carangiformes; Carangidae
Gene: cep43
Product: centrosomal protein 43
Exons: 18
Coding region: 91-1521 (476 amino acids)
Biological process (GO): microtubule anchoring
Cellular component (GO): centrosome
Molecular function (GO): protein binding; calcium ion binding
Source: RefSeq, a predicted model, not a curated record